AUGUCAGGAACAGCAUCGCUUCAAAAGGACAGAAACUUCAUUGCAGUCAUUGGUGAUGAGGAUUCUGUUACAGGUCUCUUAUUAGCUGGUAUUGGCAAUGUGAACCAACAGCAAAAGAGAAACUUUUUGGUAGUUGAUGCCAAGACACCUUUGGGUACGAUUGAGGAAACCUUUAUCGAAUAUACCAAACGCAAAGAUAUUGCUAUCAUUUUGAUCAAUCAACAUGUUGCUGAAGAUAUUAGAGAGCUGGUGGAUGGACACAGUGCAGCUUUCCCUGCUAUUCUCGAGAUACCCUCCAAAGAUCAUCCUUAUGAUCCCGAGAAAGAUAGUGUCCUUAAGCGUGUCAGAAGAUUGUUUGGCGAGUAA
This is a messenger RNA of Mucor velutinosus, 366 nucleotides long. Its product is annotated as ribosomal 40S subunit protein S14B. Gene Ontology annotation, molecular function: proton-transporting ATPase activity, rotational mechanism. The transcript is spliced from 5 exons. The record is from RefSeq and is a predicted model, not a curated record. Gene Ontology annotation, cellular component: fungal-type vacuole membrane; proton-transporting V-type ATPase, V1 domain. Gene Ontology annotation, biological process: proton transmembrane transport. Lineage: Eukaryota; Fungi; Mucoromycota; Mucoromycetes; Mucorales; Mucoraceae. The coding region runs from base 1 to 366 and encodes 121 amino acids.